Piliocolobus tephrosceles (Ugandan red Colobus) is the source of this 3048-nucleotide messenger RNA. It is a transcript of the gene TRMT9B, whose product is annotated as tRNA methyltransferase 9B (putative). Gene Ontology annotation, biological process: tRNA methylation; tRNA wobble uridine modification. Gene Ontology annotation, molecular function: tRNA (5-carboxymethyluridine(34)-5-O)-methyltransferase activity; tRNA binding; S-adenosylmethionine-dependent methyltransferase activity. The transcript is spliced from 3 exons. The coding region runs from base 1 to 1365 and encodes 454 amino acids. The record is from RefSeq and is a predicted model, not a curated record. Lineage: Eukaryota; Metazoa; Chordata; Mammalia; Primates; Cercopithecidae. Gene Ontology annotation, cellular component: nucleus; cytoplasm.
AUGGAUCAUGAAGCCGCCCAGCUGGAGAAGCAGCAUGUGCACAACGUGUACGAGAGCACAGCCCCUUACUUCAGCGACCUGCAGAGCAAAGCCUGGCCUCGUGUCCGCCAGUUCCUCCAAGAACAGAAGCCAGGCAGCAUCAUCGCAGAUAUAGGUUGUGGGACUGGGAAGUAUCUUAAAGUGAACAGCCAGGUACAUACCGUGGGCUGUGACUACUGUGGGCCACUGGUAGAGAUUGCCCGGAAGAGAGGAUGUGAAGCCAUGGUAUGUGACAACCUUGAUCUCCCCUUUAGGGAUGAGGGCUUCGAUGCCGUCAUCUCCAUAGGAGUCAUACAUCAUUUUUCUACAAAACAAAGAAGAAUCAGAGCAAUAAAAGAAAUGGCCAGGGUCUUAGUUCCUGGAGGCCAGCUGAUGAUUUACGUUUGGGCAAUGGAACAAAAGAACCGUCGCUUUGAGAAGCAAGACGUGCUUGUUCCAUGGAACAGGGCCCUGUGUUCCCAGCUCUUCUCAGAGUCCAGCCAGUCUGGGAGGAAGAGGCAAUGUGGACACUCAGAAAGAAGCCAUCCCUACCAACCUCCUUGCUCUGAGUGUAGCUGUUCUGUUUGUUUUAAAGAGCAGUGUGGUUCAAAACGGUCCCACAGUGUGGACUAUGAACCUGCUAUGGCAAGAACUUGUUUUGCAAAUAUUUCUAAGGAAGGAGAGGAAGAAUAUGGAUUCUACAACACAUUAGGAAAAUCAUUUCGUUCCUGGUUUUUCUCCAGAUCUUUGGAUGAGUCGACUCUGAGGAAGCAAAUUGAAAGAGUAAGACCCUUGAAAAACACAGAAGUUUGGGCCAAUAGCACUGUAACAAUCCAGCCUUCCAGACACUCUAGUUUAGACUUUGAUCACCAAGAGCCAUUUUCAACAAAAGAGCAAAACUUAGAUGAGGAAGUGUUUGUGGAAUCUUCUUCUCGAAAACACUUAGAGUGGCUGAGAGCACCAGGCACUCUGAAGCAUUUAAAUGGAGACCAUCAAGGAGAAAUGAGGAGAAAUGGAGGGGGGAGUUUUCUGGAUAGCACUAAUACCAGUGUGAAUUGUGUGGAUGCAGGUAACUUAGAAGAUGAUAAUCCUUCUGCUAGUAAAAUAUUGAGAAGGAUUUCUGCAGUCGGUUCCACAGAUUCCAACGCAGAUGAUACAAUGUCGGUCGAAGAUCCACAGCCUGAUCUUUUGGACUCCAGAGCUUUUAUGCGCUACUACCACGUGUUUCGAGAAGGGGAGCUCUGCAGUCUGCUCAAGGAGAACGUAUCAGAGCUUCGUAUCCUGAGUUCUGGAAAUGAUCAUGGUAACUGGUGUAUCAUUGCAGAGAAAAAGGGAAGUUGUGAUUGAUUGGAUCCUUUUAGACAACUCCUCCAAAAGACGAACCACAUUUUUUUUCACUAGGUUUGAUAUGGUUACCUGAAUUUGCAUUCAGUGUUAUUUGUUAAUACAUUUAUGAUUUGGUCUGCAGAGACUGUGAAUUAUAUGGUUGUUUUUGUUUUUAUCUUUGAAUAAGCACAGAUCCUGGCACUGAAAGCACUUGACAAAGGGUAUUUGUGCUUGAAUGUUAAUAUAAAAGAUCUGAAGAAGCAACAGAAAAUGCCCUUCAGUACAGCUCAGAUUUUUUUUAACCCCUGAGAGAUAAAAUACAUUUAUAGUGUUUUUCAGUGCUACACAUGGAUUUAAAAAGAUGAUGCUGUUAAAUAAUCUUUUAAAACAGUAUUUUUAUAAAGUGAGGGGAUAAUUUCUGGUUCUCAGGUUAUAAUUGAGAGCAGUGUGCAAGAUAAUAGGUAAACUUGAUCCAUUGCACAAAUAUACAUUGAACCAUGUGAUGACUUAUCUUGCUGCCAAGGUCUUGCUUCUACUUAAAGUUUUCAGAAAACUGAGUGACAGUGGAGAGAACAAGAAGUGUUACAAGGACUUUUCUAAAUUGUAAGCUAACUUGCUUCAAAAUAAGUUGACAUGUGAUAGUAAGGUUUUCAAUGUAAUCCAGGAGGUUUUUAAAGGCACUGUUAGGCUGAGCAUGGUGGCUCACGCCUGUAAUCCCAGCACUUUGGGAGGCCAAGGUGGAAGGAUCACUUGAACCCAAGAGUUCAAGAGUAGCCUGGGCAACAUAGCAAGACCCCAUCUCUAUAAAAAAUUAGCCAGGUGUGGUGGUGCAAGCCUGUCAUCCACGCUACUCAAGAGACUGAGGCAGGAGGAUCACGUGAGUCCAAGAGUUCAAGGCUGCAGUGAGCUAUGAUUGCAUCACUGCACUGCAGCCUGGGCAGUAUAACAAGACUCUGUCUCAAAAUACUAAUAAUAAUAAAGGCAUUGUUAGCUUGUAAGUAGUGGAGGAUGUAGGUACUAGGAGUUAUAUGCAAGUACCCAAGUGGUAUUCUUCCAAUCUUAUUAGAAGCAUGAAUAUUCAAGAUUGAUAUUCUAUUGCUUAUUAACAAGAUUGUUAUCAAUCAUACUUAUUAGAAGCAUGAAUAUCCAAGACCAGGAUUGACUAAUGAUGAGUCUGCAUCAAGAACUAGGCAUUUCUUUUGAGUUGACAGACUCUUUAGGAAAGGAGAAUGUAGGUGAAGCACUGAUUUUGGCUCUGAGAACAAACAGAUUAAGGUACAGCAUAGUUAGCCUUGGUAGAGGUAUGACUGGGAUUUGCUGUAUCCUUUAAAAGAGUAUCUGGGCAUUUAUUUCAUUGAAGGCAACUACAUUUUAUUAGUCAUGUUAGGAAUUUAGGUAGAAUCAACUUCUACUUAUUAAAGGUUGAAUUUCUGUCACUUUGUAGAGAAAUGAAUAGACUGAACACUGUGUGGUCAGUGUUUAGAUUUGCCCGUGGGUCUGUUUAAAUUUAUGUCAUGGAUCCUGAGACACAAAUAUAAUUAAUACAAGUCUAGAGACAGGAGAAGCAGAAAUAAGCUGACCCAGGAGUACAGUCUCAAGUAGUUCAUUAAUGAGAAAAUGGACAUCUGACAGGAGUCUUUUUACUUUAUCCUGGCUGAAAAUCCAAAUCUUGUUUUAUUUUUUCCACUAAAAGUAACUAAAAUA